Molecule: messenger RNA, 4576 nt
Organism: Talpa occidentalis (Iberian mole)
Lineage: Eukaryota; Metazoa; Chordata; Mammalia; Eulipotyphla; Talpidae
Gene: WAPL
Product: WAPL cohesin release factor
Exons: 19
Coding region: 474-4064 (1196 amino acids)
Biological process (GO): regulation of chromosome condensation
Source: RefSeq, a predicted model, not a curated record
AGUGACGGAGCGAGCGGCUGUUGGAGGAAGGAGGUGGGGGCCGGGAGCGCAAAUGGCGUUGAGAUGGUUCAGGGCCCUGUUCAAACUCCAGCGCUGACCAUUCACCGGCGGAAGCGGCGGCGCAGGAGGCGGCGGCGGCCCAGAGGGGGCACGUAGCUGGCUCCGGGACCGGCUGUGGCGGCGGCGGCCCGGGAGGCCUAGGCUCGGGCUCUGCUGGCGGCGCUCAAGGCGGGGAGGGAAGUUGCGGUGCCGCCGCUCCUCCCCCCCUCCGCCGGGUUUCCUAUUUACCGAGAGCCGAGUCGCGGGUUCUGACGGCGGCGGAGCGCCGGGCCCCUCUUGGCGCACCCGCCGGCCCUCUUCUCCCGCGCGGGCUUCCCGCGCCACCCGUGGGCCGUUGGGAGCGGGAGAGGCGGAGGCGGCCUGAGGCCAGAGCACCCGCCAGGCGCCGAGGAGAAUAUGAAACAGGUGUCAAAAUGACAUCCAGAUUUGGGAAAACAUACAGUAGGAAAGGAGGAAAUGGCAGUUCAAAAUUUGAUGAAGUCUUUUCCAACAAACGGACCACUCUUAGCACAAAAUGGGGAGAGACCACAUUUAUGGCUAAAUUAGGGCAGAAGAGGCCCAAUUUCAAAGCAGAUAUCCAAGAAAUUCCGAAGAAACCUAAGGUGGAAGAAGAAAAUACUGGCGAUCCUUUUGGAUUUGAUAGUGAUGAUGAGUCUCUACCAGUUUCUUCAAAGAAUUUAGCCCAGGGUAAGGGUUCCUCUUAUUCAGAAUCUAGUGACGCUGCUCAGCUGGAAGACAUCACUUCUGUACUUGAAGCUAAUAGCAAAAUUAGUCAUAUGGUGGGUGAAGACAGUGUUGUAUCUGAUAAAUGCUUACAUUUGGAGGAUACUUUGCUUGGGAAAGAAAAGAGCACAAACCGUAUUUUAGAAGAUGAUGCAAGCAAAGGUAGCUGUGCUAAAUUAAUGACUUCAGAAAAAGUGGAGAAUUUUAGUGAAGAACAUGAAAAGAACAGUCACCAUAUUUACAAAAAUGCCGAAGACAGUACCAAGAAACCCAGUGCAACAACUACAGUGACUUCUGGACACAAAACUGAUGAAAUCAAAGAAACAAAUGAUACUUGGAACUCCCAACUUGGAAAAAGAUCAGAAUCUCCAUCAGAAAUAUCCCCAGUUAAGGGAUCUAUAAGAACUGGUAUAUAUGAAUGGGAUAAUGAUUUUGAAGAUAUCAGAUCAGAAGGUUGUAUUUUAAGUUUGGAUAAUGAUCCUCUUUUGGAGAUGAAGGAUGAGGAUUUUAAAAAUCGGUUGGAAAAUCUAAAUGAAGCCAUUGAGGAAGACAUCAUGCAAAGUGUUCUUAGGCCAAGCAACUGUAGGACGUACUGUAGGGCUAAUAAAGCAAAACCCUCACAAGGAGCAUCAAAUUUUGAUAAGCUAAUGGACGGCACCAGUCAGGCCUUAGCCAAAGCAAACAGUGAAUCAAGUAAAGAUGGCCUGAAUCAGGCAAAGAAAGGCAGUGUAAGUUGUGGGACCAGUUUUAGAGGGACGGUUGGACGGACUAGAGAUUACACUGUUUUGCAUCCAUCUUGCUUGUCAGUUUGUAAUGUUACCAUACAGGAUACUAUGGAACGCAGCAUGGAUGAAUUUACUGCAUCAACUCCUGCAGAUUUAGGAGAAGCUGGACGUCUGAGAAAAAAGGCAGAUAUUGCAACUUCUAAGACCACUACUAGAUUUCGACCUAGUAAUACUAAAUCCAAAAAGGAUGUUAAACUUGAAUUUUUUGGUUUUGAAGAUCAUGAUGAGACAGGAGGUGAUGAAGGAGGUUCUGGGAGUUCUAAUUACAAAAUUAAGUAUUUUGGCUUUGAUGAUCUCAGUGAAAGUGAAGAUGAUGAUGAUGAUGAUUGUCAAGUGGAGAGAAAGACAAACAAAAAACGAACUAAAACAGCCCCAUCACCCUCCCUGCAGCCUCCUCCAGAAAGCAAUGAUAAUUCCCAGGACAUUCAGUCUAAUACUAAUAAUGCAGAAAACUUGGAUUUUACAGAGGACUUGCCUGGUGUGCCUGAAAGUGUGAAGAAGCCCACAAAUAAACAAGGAGAUAAAUCAAAGGAAAAUACCAGAAAGAUUUUUAGUGGCCCCAAACGGUCUCCCACAAAAGCUGUAUAUAAUGCUAGACAUUGGAACCAUCCAGACUCAGAAGAACUGCCUGGUCCACCAGUCGUAAAACCUCAGAGUGUCACAGUAAGGCUGUCUUCAAAGGAACCAAAUCAAAAAGAUGAUGGCGUUUUUAAGGCUCCUGCACCACCACCCAAAGUGAUUAAAACUGUGACAAUACCUACCCAACCCUACCAAGAUAUUGUUACUGCACUGAAAUGCAGAAAAGAAGACAAAGAAUUAUAUACUGUUGUCCAGCAUGUGAAGCACUUCAAUGAUGUGGUGGAAUUUGGUGAAAAUCAAGAGUUCACUGAUGACAUUGAGUACUUGUUAAGUGGCUUAAAGAGCACUCAGCCUCUAAACACACGUUGCCUUAGUGUUAUUAGCUUGGCUACUAAAUGUGCCAUGCCCAGUUUUCGAAUGCACCUGAGAGCACAUGGAAUGGUAGCAAUGGUCUUUAAAACAUUGGAUGAUUCCCAGCAUCAUCAGAAUCUCUCCCUUUGUACAGCUGCCCUCAUGUACAUAUUGAGUAGAGAUCGUUUGAACAUGGAUCUUGAUAGAGCUAGCCUGGAUCUAAUGAUUCGACUCCUAGAACUGGAACAAGAUGCUUCUUCAGCUAAGCUACUGAAUGAAAAAGACAUGAACAAAAUUAAAGAAAAAAUUCGCCGGCUAUGUGAAACUGUACACAACAAGCAUCUUGAUCUAGAAAAUAUAACGACCGGCCAUUUAGCAAUGGAGACAUUGCUGUCCCUCACUUCUAAACGAGCAGGAGACUGGUUUAAAGAAGAACUGAGACUUUUGGGUGGUCUGGAUCACAUUGUAGAUAAAGUGAAAGAAUGUGUAGAUCACUUAAGUAGAGAUGAGGAUGAAGAGAAACUAGUAGCCUCACUCUGGGGAGCAGAGAGAUGUUUACGAGUUUUGGAAAGUGUAACGGUGCAUAAUCCAGAGAAUCAGAGCUACUUGAUAGCGUAUAAAGAUUCACAACUCAUUGUUUCAUCAGCUAAAGCAUUACAACAUUGUGAAGAAUUGAUUCAGCAAUAUAACCGAGCUGAGAAUAGUAUAUGUUCACCUGACAGUAAGUCUCUGCCUCACCAGAAUGUAACUAACCACGUGGGCAAAGCAGUGGAAGAUUGCAUGAGGGCCAUCAUUGGGGUGUUGCUCAAUUUAACCAAUGAUAAUGAGUGGGGCAGCACUAAAACAGGAGAACAGGAUGGCUUGAUUGGCACAGCAAUGAACUGUGUGCUUCAGGUUCCAAAGUACCUACCUCAGGAGCAAAGAUUUGAUAUUCGAGUGCUGGGUUUAGGUCUACUGAUUAAUCUAGUGGAGUAUAGUGCUCGGAAUCGGCAUUGUCUUGUCAACAUGGAAACAUCGUGUUCUUUUGAUUCUUCCUUUUGUGGUGGAGAAGGAGAUGAUAGUUUAAGGAUAGUAGGACAAGUUCAUGCUGUUCAGGCUUUAGUUCAGCUAUUCCUUGAGCGAGAGCGAGCAGCCCAGUUGGCAGAAAGUAAAACAGAUGAGUUGAUCAAAGAUGCUCCCACCACUCAGCAUGAUAAGAGUGGAGAGUGGCAAGAGACAAGUGGAGAAAUACAGUGGGUAUCAACCGAAAAGACUGAUGGUACAGAAGAGAAACAGAAGAAGGAGGAGGAUGAUGAAGAACUUGACCUCAAUAAAGCCCUUCAGCAUGCUGGCAAACACAUGGAGGAUUGCAUAGUGGCCUCAUAUACAGCGCUGCUUCUUGGGUGCCUCUGCCAGGAGAGUCCAAUCAAUGUGACCACUGUGCGGGAGUAUCUGCCAGAAGGGGACUUUUCAAUAAUGACAGAGAUGCUCAAAAAAUUCUUGAGCUUCAUGAAUCUUACUUGUGCUGUUGGAACUACAGGCCAGAAAUCUAUCUCUAGAGUGAUUGAAUACUUGGAACAUUGCUAGCUGCUUUACCUUUGCUUCAGGUGCUCGGUAUUGCUGGAGCUAUUGUUAGACAAAGAAAGAAGUCCUUGAAGAUAUACCAAGAACAUUCAUCAGUAUCAUGUUUGGAUUUUUAAGGCCACCUGAUUUCUUCGUCAUGCGUUCUGCAUUUGCUAAAUGACAGUUACUACAUCAAUCUGCAACUAUCAAAAAUGAGGGAAAAGGUUCAGGCUGUUAACAAUUUCCAUGCAGUAUUUAAAUACACUUACUUUGGCAGAGUUUAUACUCUCCCCUUGUUCUCUUGCUUUAUUCUGGGCAAGUUUUAAGGGGAAAAUUUGCUGCUGUUAGUGCAACUGCUGUGUAUGUUGAGCCACUGUUGUCAUGCCAGCCAGGUGCAAAGGCAGCUUAGCUACUGAGGUAUUGAAUGUUCUAAGGACAUUCUAGACAACAGCUUAGUUCCUUUUUCAGGCUCAUUUGCUUUUGCUUUUUUGUUGAAUGAUUCCAAUCGUAAAUAAAGCUUUUAAUAAUUUUGUGAA